Molecule: messenger RNA, 1881 nt
Organism: Colletotrichum higginsianum IMI 349063
Lineage: Eukaryota; Fungi; Ascomycota; Sordariomycetes; Glomerellales; Glomerellaceae
Exons: 2
Coding region: 1-1881 (626 amino acids)
Source: RefSeq, a predicted model, not a curated record
AUGACAGCCAUCUUUUUGCUACAAAUCUGCUUCAUUUCAAAUUGCUCACGCACUCUCUUAAAUGACCACCAGAGACAUUUGAAUACCUACAGGGCUGUCGUCGCCAGAAGAACGAAUCACGCUCACUCCUCCUCCGCCUGGAGACAAAGGCAUCCUCGGAGAGCCAACAACGCAUCUCCCUCACAUUCUCUGCCCAAGCGCCGCCGAGCAUACACCGCUACGAGCUGCCAGUCGUUACACGAGGCGUCCACCGCAUAUCUCGCUCGUGCUGAGAUGCAGAGCACCCACGAGAUUCGCCGUCGCGCCUCCGUGGUCGAGCGUCCGCCGGCGGACACCCCGGCCGCCACGACAACGACGGCGUUCACGCCCAAACCUGCCAUGACCCCAAGACCUUGCCAUUUCAAGCACUCCGAAUCAAAUGUCGAGACCCUCAUCGGAGAGAUGGAGAUCCCUGAGGCCAUGACGCCUCCUCCUCCGCCGACACCGUCGACCCAGGAUCGUUUCUCGCGCGCGUCACGGUCGGCGUCCAAUGCGUCGCGAAACACGAACCGCCUGUCCCUUACUCUUCCCAUUGCACCGCCAACCAGCGAUCCCUCCCGGCCUGCUUCCGUCGCGACGACGUCCUACCCUCCUACACCCGUCGACACCUCGGCAAUCACGUCCCCUGCGGAUCCCAACGACUUCAUUAUUGCGAUAGCAGCGCAAGAGCGACGAGUACUGGAGAUCCGCGAGGAACUGACUCGUGCCGAGGCCGAGCUCACGAGGCUCAAGCAGCAAUGGACGAUCCAGGGGGGGCAGAGGAAGAGAGAGAUACGCAACGAGCCAAUGCGUCCUCUCGCCCCUCAGUUUGAACCGUCGCUACUAGAUGAUGACGAGGCAGCAUCGAAACGGAGCGUCGAGCUGGACAGGAGGAAGUCACUUCUGAGAGACUUGCAGGGCCAGACAGGGCCUAGAGAAUAUCGACGAAGGGUCCUCCGUGGCGGGCACACGCGGACCUUAUCGUUGCUAUCGCCGACCAAACCAGAUGGCUUCACUGUGCACGAGGACGUUGCAAGCCUCAAGUCACCGGUGCUCCGGUCUCCGCCCAUGCUUUCGAACGCUGCGUUUUCGAAGAGAGCAUCCUGGCAGCCAAGAUCGUACAACGCGGCCGCCCCCCCCGCCGUGAAGCAGAUGGCCCAGGACUUCAGGCUAGGUCUUUGGAGCUUCAUGGAAGACAUACGACAAGCGACUGUCGGGGACGAGCCGAUCCACGGCGUUCCCGGACGCCCGGGCUCAACCGAUCCUCACGGCAGGAGGGAGAGGUCUUCUGCUGGAGACCAGGACACGAUCAAGGCCAACGGCUCGUCACGCCCCAGAGUUCCUCUGAACUCAGCCUUCGACCUACCGCCGAUGGACACGCCGAGCAAGCCCUCGAAGCCGCUCCAGGAACGACCGAACCCGAAGCCUGCAGCCAAGUCAACGACGACGACGAAGGCUAAGCACUUUUCGUGGACACCGCUGACUUUUGACUCGUUUGAUGACAACGAUUGGUCAAACUGGGAAUCGCCUCAGGUGUCAUCGGCCAAGUCGGCGCGCUGGAGCGGUUCGACGAUGGGUGGACCGGAUGAGAUUCCGUCCAUGUCCGAGAAUAGCGAAAAUUUGACUUCUCUGAAGAAGAAGUCGUCCAUCACCAUAGACACUUCGGUCCGAUCCGAAUCGCGUCCCGAAUCAGCACUGUUGUCGCCUAGCCGGCUAGAGGAACUUCUUCCCACCGUCGUCAACAAGCUGUCUCCCGGCAACCUACAGCGAACUGCUAACAACCUCAUGGACGAGUGGGAGAAGAGCCUCAAAGAGAGGGACGACGAGGAGCAGCUCAUUGACUUCAAGGAGACUACGGCGUGA